Molecule: messenger RNA, 1563 nt
Organism: Penicilliopsis zonata CBS 506.65
Lineage: Eukaryota; Fungi; Ascomycota; Eurotiomycetes; Eurotiales; Aspergillaceae
Exons: 3
Coding region: 1-1563 (520 amino acids)
Biological process (GO): ketone body catabolic process
Molecular function (GO): succinyl-CoA:3-oxo-acid CoA-transferase activity
Source: RefSeq, a predicted model, not a curated record
AUGCCCUCGCAGGUAGCGAAGUAUUUGCGUCUGGCACGGCGGUUCUCCUCCGACCCUAGCAAGAAUCUCCCGUUACUUGCACGUGCGUUUUCGAGCAGUCUGCGCCGGUCGGCAAUCAACAAGAUCGUCCCUUCGGCGGAGGAGGCGGUUAAGGACAUGAAGUCCAACACCACGCUGCUGGCAGGUGGGUUUGGGCUGUCCGGGGUUCCGGACUCGCUGAUCAAUGCGGUGCGGGCGAACCCAUCGAUCUCGGGGCUGACGGUGGUGAGCAACAAUGCGGGCGUUGACGGGUCCGGGCUCGGCCUGCUGCUGCAGUCGAAGCAGAUCAAAAAGAUGGUUGCCAGCUACGUGGGCGAGAAUAAGACCUUUGAGCGCAUGUACCUGACUGGGGAGAUCGAGCUGGAGCUCACACCGCAGGGGACGCUCGCGGAGCGCUGUCGAGCCGGGGGCGCGGGGAUCCCUGCCUUCUACACGCCUGCUGCGUUUGGGACGGUCGUGCAGACGGGCGACCUACCGCUGAAGCAUAACAGCGACGGCACCGUUGCGCUAUACAGCCAGCCGCGCGACGUCAAGGUGUUUGACGGGAAAAGCUAUAUCAUGGAGGAGGCAAUCAAGGGGGACUAUGCGUUUGUCAAGGCGUGGAAGGCCGACAAGCUGGGCAACUGUCAGUUUCGGUAUGCGGCCGCCAACUUCAACGGUGCGAUGGGCCGCAACGCCAAGAUGACCAUCGUCGAGGCGGAGCAUAUCGUCGAAGUCGGGGAGAUCGAGCCCUCGGCGGUACAUCUGCCGGGGAUCUACGUCAAGCGGGUCGUACAGAGCACCGCAGACAAGAAGAUCGAAAAAUACACCUUUGCUAAGCCUGAAGGCGAAGCAGCCGAAACUUCGGCACUGGGCAAGGGGGAUACGGCUAGCAAGCGCGAGCGCAUCGUGCGGCGGGCGGCCAAGGAGUUCCAGAACGGGAUGUACGCCAAUCUGGGAAUUGGCAUGCCCAUGUUGGCGCCCAAUUUCGUCGACGAUUCCGUGGAGGUCACGCUGCAAUCGGAGAAUGGCAUCUUGGGCCUAGGGCCCUACCCAAAGCAGGGCCAGGAGGACCCCGACCUCAUCAACGCGGGCAAGGAGACCGUCACACUGCUGCCGGGAGCCUCCUGCUUCGGCAGUGAUGAGUCCUUCGGCAUGAUUCGUUCUGGACGUAUCGAUCUGACUAUCCUGGGUGCUAUGCAGGUCAGCGCCAAGGGUGACCUGGCCAACUGGAUGCUGCCUGGAAAGAUCAAAGGAUUUGGCGGUGCCAUGGAUCUCGUCUCAAACCCGGCCGCUACCAAGGUCGUCGUGACGAUGGAACACACUGACAAGAAGGGCAAUCCCAAGAUUGUCAAGCAGUGCGAGUUCCCCUUGACGGGGAGAGCCUGUGUCAGCCGGAUCAUCACUGAUCUCUGUGUUUUUGAUGUUGAUUUCACCGAUGGUCUCACUCUGGUUGAGCUUGCUGACGGUGUCACGGUCGAUGAGGUCCGGGCCAAGACGGAAGCUCCUUUCAAUGUUGCCAACAACAUCAAGCCCAUGCUCUAG